UCACACAAAAUUUAAUAUUACCAAUAAAUAUUGACAAAAAUGGAAAAAGAAGCAUUCUUUGAGGAGUUUGAGAGUAAGAUGCACGAUCUUUUCAUUGAUGGAACUUGUGCCUAUCGGCAAGGAUCAGAAGCCAAUAGUAAUUUGAACAUGAAAUUCCAAAUAAGUACCGAAUAUGCUUCUAAUAAUCCUCCUGCUGUUUUGCCUGACAAUGUUUCAAUCUCUUCAUCCCAAUUUCCGAAUUUUAAAAAUGAAGAUGCAUUCUCACGCUUGAACGAACCUCACACUAAAACUACUUCAGAAAUAGAUUUCCUAAAUUCUGACAUUUUUAAAACUCCUAAAGAAAACAAGGAAUCUAAGAAGGAGAAAUAACAGAAUCAAAGCCAGGGAAACUCGUAAAAGGAAGAAAAAUUACGUAUCUGAACUAGAAGACAAAGUGGCCACUCUUGAAAUUGAGAAUAAAAGGCUUCAUGACCAGAUUGCUUUGCUCCAGAAUCGCCUCUCUGCCAAUGAGCUUGGUGAGGAGAACAAAUCCUUACUUUCUAGAUUGAGGGAUCAAGACCAAAAAUAUCACGAAAAUUUAAAAGAAGGCAAAGGUUUAUGAGAGUACCCCGAUCCACCUGAGGAGUCAGUCAUAGAGUCAGGGAUAAUAGACCCCAGAUCCACUAGUGAAGACAACAAGCUUCACAUAAUUUUUGGUUGAAAUCAACCCAGGAUACACUUUCUCGACAAAGUCUUUGAUAUUAUAAUUGAUAAUCUUCUUUGUGAGAAGUAUCGAUUUAAGUUCCUUCACUGUCAAAGUAGGAGACCGAGCUUCGAUGAGCUCAAGAAGCUUCAGAAAGCUUCCAAGUACCAAGUCCAAGAGCUCUUAAAAGAGAAGAGAAUUACUGAAUACGAUAUCUUGAAUGCUAAAAUGGACUUGAACAAGAAGCAAUACAAUUACUUUGUACAUAAUGCGAAUGAUAAGUUCUUUGAAUUGAGAAAUAGCUUGAUUGAGGCAGUUGCAAAAAUUAAUGAAGCUAGGAACACCUGUACUUAUGUGCUCUCAGAAUUAGAUGCAAUGCAUCAUAUGAUAAAAGAAACCGAUUUAAUUCCUGCUUCUCAAACUUCAGAAGCAGGAAAAUAUAUUGAAGAAAAGAAACUUGGUCUUGAUAUUAAACCACAGAAACUUUUCAGUUAUAAAAAGGUCAAAAAGAUAUUGGAGUUUUGUUAUGACCCAAAAGUAGUAACAAGCUUACAUCCUGAAGAGCCUACCACAGCCCCACCAGAAGUGACCUACAGGACAGAAGUAUUUUAUAAUCAGCCUGCUUGUUAGAUAUAGUUUUCAAUUAUAAA
Molecule: messenger RNA, 1332 nt
Organism: Moneuplotes crassus
Lineage: Eukaryota; Ciliophora; Spirotrichea; Euplotida; Euplotidae
Source: the annotation of a GenBank genome assembly